ACUGCGAGGAGAGCAUGAUGCAAAGCGGUUAAGGCACGCGUUUUGGCCGUCGUGCGAUCGAUGACCGCACGCGUGCUCGUUAAUUGCAGUGACGAAUUUUUUGUGCACGUCGCGUCGUUCGUCGCACUUAACCGAGCGUUCGUUGAGCGCUCUCGUUGAACGUCGAUCGUUGUUAAUUUCGUCGCGAUCCAGGGCGUCAGUAAUCGUUCGAUUUGCCGGCCGCGUGUUACCAGCAGUGUGUCUGAAUUGUGAUAUAAAAAUUCGCGGAAAUGAUAAUGAAACUUGAGAACAGACUUUGUACGGCUAAUUUGGGAUUCGGUCGAACGACACCGGCCACGGCUGAAAGAGUAGGAAAAAAAGUUCGACGGUAACGAGAGAGUCGAAACGGGACGGGACAGGGACGGGUCGUUAGUGAUACUCUUCACAUUCUACUAAAGAAGCACGCGAUAUCGCGCUUAGAAUUAUUUUGUCGUUAAAGUGUUAAAAUGUCAGAAGAUUGAUGCGGAGAGAGAUCAACCAAAGAAAGCGCCUUCGAACGUGUUAUCGUGUGAUUAAAUUCGUGUCAAGCUGAAGAAAGCAAUUGAUUCAUGGAGCAAGAAGAGAACGGGAAUACAGAAAGAGACGCAAACGGAAAUACGGAAAAAGAUGAUAGCGAAACCGAAGAGAUGAUCGAAAGCAGCUCCAUCGGAGACUCGAACACGUCGAUUGAGAUGGAGAAGUCGGAGACCGGUCGAAGAACGAGUAUUUUCAAGUUCUACGAAUACAAGAAUGUCAGUUCAACAGAUAUGGAACCGAAGAUACCGGGACCUCUCGUUGGCGUAAUUGACGUUGGCACGCGGACCGUUCGUUUUGUGGUAUUUAACGCGAAACACGUCGCGGAAAUAGCGUCUCAUCAAAUAGACAUAGAACAAAUUAGCUCGCAGGAGGGAUGGAUGGAGCAGGAUCCGAAGGAGAUUAUUUUCGCGGUAAAAACCUGCAUUCAGGAAGUAAUGCAGAAAUUAGCUGUACUCAAUAUGGAAGACAAAAUCGUCACAGUAGGUAUCACCAAUCAGAGAGAAACCACGAUAAUGUGGGAUGCGAUUACGGGCGAUCCGCUUUACAACGCCAUAGUGUGGUCCGACAUCAGAACCGACACGAUGGUGGAUCAGAUUAUAGCGAAGUUUCCGGAUCAGAGUAAGAAUCAUCUGAAACCCAUCUGCGGUCUACCCGUGAGUCCGUAUUUCUCAGGUUUAAAAAUACGCUGGUUGAAGAACAACGUGCCGGCUGUGAAAAAGGCGAUUCGCGAGAGGCGGUGCAAAGUAGGCACCAUGGACACAUGGGUCGUUUGGAAUUUAACGGGAGGCAUACACGGUGGACUUUAUAUCACCGACGUAACGAACGCCUCGAGAACGAUGUUAAUGAACAUAGAGACGCUCGCUUGGGAUCUCACGUUGUGCAGGUACUUUGACAUUCCCAUGCAAAUGCUGCCGGAGAUCAGAAGCAGCUCGGAAAUAUACGGCAAAAUUUCGAUCAGUCCUCUGUCCGGCAUUCCUAUAUCCGGUAUCUUAGGAAAUCAACAGUCCGCUUUAGUUGGGCAAAAUUGUUUGAAGAGGGGACAGGCGAAAAACACUUACAGAAGCGGUUGCUUCUUACUGUGCAACACGGGACACACCAGAGUGCAUUCUUCCCACGGAUUGGUCACGACUGUCGCGUACCAGUUAGGUCCGAAGAGUCCACCUGUCUAUGCGCUGGAAGGUUCAGUCGCGGUCGCAGGUGCAGCCAUUAAAUGGUUGCGGGACAACAUGAAGCUCAUAAAAGACGUUCACGAAAGCGAACAUUUGGCGCAAAGUGUAUUUAGCACGGGGGACGUUUACUUCGUGCCCGCUUUCACGGGAUUAUACGCGCCUUACUGGAGAAAAGAUGCGAGAGGAAUAAUUUGCGGGCUUACCGCAUUCACCACCAAGCAACACAUAAUUAGAGCAGCCCUUGAAGCGGUCUGCUUCCAGACCAGAGAUAUUCUCGAGGCAAUGCACAAAGAUUGCGGAUAUCCGUUAACAAAGUUAAACGCAGACGGUAUAAUGUCGACUAAUAAUCUUCUUAUGCAACUGCAAGCUGAUUUGUGUGGCACGCCAGUGUUUAGAUCAAUUGUGCCCGACAUCACGGCUCUAGGCGUGGCAAUGGCUGCAGGACACGCCAAAGGAAUAGAGGUUUGGGAUUUAGAAGGCGAAGAGGUGGAAACAGUACCAACCGAUACUUUCCUGCCAACCACUACACCGGAAGAAAGAGACGCUAGAUAUAAGAAAUGGAAAAUGGCCGUGGAACGAAGUCUCGGUUGGGCGACGGUAAAGAAGUCUGAUCAAAUGACAGAUGAGAGAUUCUGCAUUCUGGCGUCCAUCCCUGCCAGUUGGUUCUUAAUGACGAGCUUCAUUCUGUUACAAUUAAGUUCGUACAUAGCAAACCGGUGACAACAAAGUAACAUUAUUAAAAUGCAAGUUACUUUAGAUGACAGGUAGUCCUGACUGCAGCUAAAAAAGACAGUCUAGCAAAGUGACUUAUAGAAGAGUUUACUCUCUCGCGUACGUAACACGCGUACGAGCAAAAGUAACAAAUUAGAAAAUGACAGGAAAGAUUGCGUUGGUGGAAAUGGAACAAUGUAACUCGGUUCGUCUUAUCAACAUUUUGUUCAGUAUUCGAAUACACGCAUAAUGUGCAGUAAAAUGACACGCAAGCUAAUACUGCAACUAUAAUGAUAAUUAUUGAUUUGAAUUUUUUACUUUAUUUUGUACAUCUGUACAUAUAUAUAUAUGUAUAUUGAGGUUCGCGAUACUUCGGCUUUAUGGGCACACGUGUACUUGCAUUUUUAUAAUUUUUAUUUAUUGCAGAAUUGGAUGCGAUUUUGCACCGGCUUCGGCGUUUGUACGUGUGAUCUUUUCUACUAUUCGUUUUCUAAUUUAGUUAUUUUCAUUACGCGUAUAAAAAAUUUAAGUUUAGAGAUGAUACUAACUCGAUAUUAUGAACAAAUGAGAAAAAGAACAGGCAUAAACACCGAGGCCGAUGACCCAAAGCACAAACUUGCAUCAGCUCUGAUUUAACAAAAAUUGCAUAUAUGUACAAUUUUAAAAUUACACAUGUACAUCAUAAACAUAUAGAUAUUUUUUAUU
Messenger RNA from Pseudomyrmex gracilis, 3140 nucleotides. RefSeq names its product glycerol kinase-like. The transcript is spliced from 13 exons. Gene Ontology annotation, molecular function: glycerol kinase activity. The coding region runs from base 588 to 2444 and encodes 618 amino acids. Lineage: Eukaryota; Metazoa; Arthropoda; Insecta; Hymenoptera; Formicidae. The record is from RefSeq and is a predicted model, not a curated record. Gene Ontology annotation, cellular component: mitochondrion. Gene Ontology annotation, biological process: triglyceride metabolic process; glycerol metabolic process; glycerol-3-phosphate biosynthetic process.